AGGUUAUGGAUUAAUUUUGUGCCGAAAUUUUAAAAAUACAUGUUUUGUUAAUAUAAAAAGCAAUUUUAGAUAUUUAAUUUUUUGAAAAUAAAUAGAGUUAAUUUUAUAAUUAGUUUAAAAUUAAUCGGAAUGUGCUUGUCAAGAUGAUUAGAAGGUUAAACAUUAAUUUUUUAAAAAGAAAUGAGCUUGAUAGCAUUCAAUUAAAUCUUAGACACAUUUUCACCAGUAUCCAGGUUUUUUGUGAUUCAAAAAAGAAAAACGAUUCCCCCCUGAAAAAAUUAUUAGACGAUUCUUCUACUUUUCAAGACGUAUCCAAAGAAUACAAGCAACAAUGGGCCACAUUACCAUAUCCCCAAGGAACCAAAAUAAGAAAACAAGGUGAAUUUUACAAAAAAGAAAAGAAAGAUCCAAGGGAUGCUUCAAUUAUAAUAUUUCCAGGACAAGGAGCUCAGUUUGUAGGAAUGACCAAAGGUUUAAUGAAAUUUCCUAUGGCUAAGGAUCUGUUUGAACUAGCAAACUACAUUCUUGGAUAUGAUUUACUGAAAUUAUGCUUAGAGGGUCCCAAAAGUAAAUUAGACCAAACAAAAUAUUGCCAACCAGCUGUUAUGGUUGCUUCGCUGGCUGCAAUUGAACAGUUAAAAGAAGAAAGACCAAAUGCUGUAGCAAAUUGUAUGGCUACUGCUGGAUUUAGCUUAGGAGAAAUUACUGCUUUAGUUUUUGCUGGAGCUCUAGGAUUUGAGAGAGCUUUACAGUUAGUUAAAAUUAGAGGAGAAGCAAUGCAGUUAGCUGGAGAAGCUUAUAAAGGCGGAAUGGCAACAGUAAUAUAUGGACCUGACAGUAAAUUAAAUCAAGCUUGUCUCAAAGCUAAGCAAUGGGCUGUUGACAAAGGAGAUCCAUUACCUGAAUGUACGAUAGCAAACUAUUUAUUUCCACAUUGUAAAGUUAUUGCUGGUAGUGAAUCGGCCUUAGAAUUUCUAGAGAAGAAUUUAAACGAGUUUAAACUACGUAAGGUUAAAAGGCUACCUGUUAGUGGAGCUUUCCAUUCAGCCUUGAUGGCACCUGCUGUAGAUACGUUUAGAGCAGCCUUAAAGAAGUCUGAAGUUACUGAUCCCGUCAUUAAAGUAUAUUCUUGUGUAGAUGGUAAAGCUUAUAAAGAUGCAGCUCACAUUAAACAUCAACUACCAAAACAGAUAGUAAAAUCGGUCAAAUGGGAACAACUGCUGCAUACAGUGUAUGAAAGAGAUCCAGGCGAAUAUUUUCCAAGAACUUUUGAGGUGGGACCUGGAACGUCACUGAAAACUAUUCUUAAACAAGUAAAUGCCAAGGCAUGGGAUAAUUGUUACAAUGUGAGUGCCUGAGAAAAAUAAAAAAUGGACUUUAGUGGAAUACUUGUCCUUGUGAGAAAUAUUCAAGAAUUUUUCUUGGAUAAGAGCAAUAGGAGAGAAGUACUUGAGCAUAUGGAAUGAGUGAAAUUGUAGUAUAUUAUUAAUAAGAUUUUAUAAAAUUUUCAAAUUGAUCUUACUUUUUUGAAUAAAUACAGUUACCUUUU
Molecule: messenger RNA, 1549 nt
Organism: Diabrotica balteata
Lineage: Eukaryota; Metazoa; Arthropoda; Insecta; Coleoptera; Chrysomelidae
Source: the annotation of a GenBank genome assembly